GACUGCCCGGCUGGACAAUAUUGGGAUGUAGAUGACUGUAAUAAAUGUCCUGUCGACACGUAUAGGGCAAAAACUGAUCCACUCGUGAAAUGUAUUAAAUGCCCUGGGAAUACGACUACAAGCGGGAUGACGGGUCAAAAAGGACUCAGCGCUUGUCAUGAUAUCUGCGAUGCUGGGGAGUAUUACGACGAACAGCUAAAAAGAUGCCAGUCUUGCCCUAUGGGCACCUAUCAAGAACAUCGUGGAAGUACAGAAUGUGUACCAUGCUCAUUGGACAGUACUACGACAAUUACGGGAGCCAAAAAUGCUUCUGACUGCUCCUUCAAAUGUGGUUCUGGCCAAGAGCUUACCGCUGAAGGUUUUUGUACUCCUUGUGUAAAAGGAACAUAUUGGAUCAAAACAGACAAAUUUGUUGGCUGUGUUGAAUGUCCUCGAGGUUUGACGACUAUAGAAAGAGCAGCAACGGGUAUACGUGAUUGUGAAGUUUUGAAUUGUCCACCUGGGACCCAUGUGAAUCUACAACGAACCAAACCAAUCGAUCCAUCCAGUACUCCAUUCAGUUCUCUCUGUAUAACCUGUGAAAUGGGAACAUAUCAAGACGAACACAAUCAAACCGCUUGCAAACCAUGCACCCCGGAAUCAAAUUGUGAUCUAACGAAUGGAUGUUCACCGCUUUUGCCGGAUUCUUGUCCAAAGGAUGAGGAGUGCGAAAUGGUUGAUGGCGGGGUAUACGCAUGCUCAGCUGUUACUGUCAGUUUCCACUAUUUUUUUCGAUUCCUCUACAUGAAAGCUGAUGAAAAAGAAUGCAUUAAAUAA
Molecule: messenger RNA, 816 nt
Organism: Strongylus vulgaris
Lineage: Eukaryota; Metazoa; Nematoda; Chromadorea; Rhabditida; Strongylidae
Source: the annotation of a GenBank genome assembly